Messenger RNA from Patiria miniata (bat star), 1416 nucleotides. RefSeq lists its product as uncharacterized. The coding region runs from base 592 to 1377 and encodes 261 amino acids. The transcript is spliced from 4 exons. NCBI's taxonomy places the organism in Eukaryota, Metazoa, Echinodermata, Asteroidea, Valvatida, Asterinidae. The record is from RefSeq and is a predicted model, not a curated record.
UCCAACUUAGUUAAUUAGUGCUGAUGAAGAGUCUUACGACCUUCAAGCAACUAACCCUAUCACAAAUUACCGUGCACGAAGGGAAGCUUGACUAAUGAAAGCCUCACGCACAGCCAUAACACGCGCAUUAAUCUCUUUUAUAUCCAUUCGGUUGGAACUAACACUUUUAUACUAGUUACCAUGACAACUAGAUGAAUCCUCAUCAACAACAGAUGCUUGUUUGUUUCGCCGCUUGAUAACUGGGGCACAGUAGCUGCAAUGCAACACUGGCGCGCAUCUGUGUUGGCAAAAUUGAUCACAAAUCACUUUGAGAAUCUUCUAAAUCUCUCUCUGCCAGUUAUAUGCACGUUUGUACCUACAAUCUGUCCGAUUCUGCAUUAUUCAACUUCAGCAAGUUCGUUGUAAAGACCUGUUUUGACACUGACUUUGAAUGGAAUCUGCGUCCAUUGAAAAAAAGGGAAUUUCAUUCGGUCAUUUUGACUUUGUAUUAGGUAUGGGUGUCUAAACAAGUGCAAAAACCGUCGACGAAGUUAACUAGCACUGCGUAGGUAGGAAGGUGAUCAGUUCAAAUUUCAAGAUUCAUACCACAAUAUGAGUCCAGCAGGGAUUUUUCUGAUUCUUCUCGUGAAAAGCUGCCAUGCCCAGUGUCGACAUUGGUUGACUCCCGAGUUCCACUUUGCAAGUAAUCGAAUCCUGCAGGGUCAUGUGUUUCAGACGAAGACUGUAUCUUCUGCUGUGGGCUGUGGGCGAGACUGCUCUAUGGACCAACAGUGUGCAUCAUUCAAUUACAAUGCAAGCAGCCAUCUUUGUGAGCUCAACAAUAAAACAAGACUCCAGAGCCCAUGUACCUUCGUAGAGAAGCAAGGAGUUUUCUACUUUGAAGGCAAGAAAACUUCAGCAGGUGCAGAUGGUUCUCGGGCGUUUAGCAUCGUUGGUCAGCCGGCCCAACAAAGUUCAAAUUACACCAACUGGUUUGCUGGUAAGGCAGUGGACGGCAGUAGUUCAACAACCAAGAAUUAUUGUUCGCACACCCUUGACGAACAGGCUCCGUGGUGGAGAGUCGAUCUUGGAGAGGACCACUGCAUCAGCAAAGUCCGAAUUCUGAAUCGUGCAGGCAGCACCAGCCGUCGAUUGACAGGCGCGGUUGUUCGCGCUGGUGACAACACCACUGUCACCAACAACCCGACUUGUGGUUCACCUGUCACCGCUGCCCAAGCCAAGCCAAGCGGUGGCACCAUCGAGUUUGAUUGCUGUCCGGAGUUGAGGGCGCGCUACAUCAGCGUGGAUAUCCCCAGCAAGAGCAUCUUGCAGCUUUGCGAGGUCACGGUGGAGGAAAUACCCAUUGACCACUGCCCGGGUAAGAGCAGUGGCGAAUGAGCUAGCCUUAGUCAAGUCCUACGCGCUUACCCGGACGCG